Messenger RNA from Phialemonium atrogriseum, 1407 nucleotides. RefSeq names its product putative ubiquitin-conjugating enzyme. Gene Ontology annotation, cellular component: nucleus. NCBI's taxonomy places the organism in Eukaryota, Fungi, Ascomycota, Sordariomycetes, Cephalothecales, Cephalothecaceae. Gene Ontology annotation, biological process: protein K63-linked ubiquitination; DNA damage tolerance. The coding region runs from base 1 to 1407 and encodes 468 amino acids. The transcript has 6 exons. The record is from RefSeq and is a predicted model, not a curated record.
AUGGCGGUUGCGCAAGUUCCCCGGAAUUUCAAGCUCCUUGCCGAGCUGGAGAAGGGCGAGAAAGGCAUGGGUGCAGGUGCCUGCUCAUAUGGUCUCGAAGACCCCGAAGACAUCUACAUGUCCAACUGGAGAGGAACCAUCUGGGGUCCACCACAUGGCCACCAUGAGAACCGAAUCUACGAGCUGAAGAUGGAGUGCGGCCCCAACUAUCCCUCAGAGCCACCCGUCAUCUAUUUUGUCAGCCAGAUCAACCUCCCCGGCGUCAACCAGACGGACGGAAGGGUGGACAAGAAUUCCGUGGCGAUACUGCGAGACUGGGAGAGGAUUUCCAAUGAACUGUCGAAGAACCCUCGGCCGAAGGAGGACCCGCUGAGCCUGGAGGCUGCUCUGAUUGCGAUAAGGAAAUACAUGGACGAGCACAAGAAACUCCCCCAGCCUCCGGAGGGAUCCAAGUUUGCCAUAUACAAGGAUCGUUUUGCUCUGUACAAGGCCCUCCUUCGCCAGGGGGCCCGGGUCCCUCUACCCGAUGACGUCGCGACUCAUUCUGGGCCUGUGAACCCCAUCAAGCACCUCGUUCGGAAGGGCUUCCGCCGAAACAAGAAUGACACCAGUCCGCGGCUCGUCGUGUGUGCUCUACAGACUGGCUACAAGUUCCUCGACCUUCUAACCGCUGCACAAACCCCCUCCACCACGCAACACGCCUCCAUCCUCUCCUUCCUACGCACUCGCCUCGCAGCCCGCCAAGCAGCUGCGACACGGCACCACAAGCCAGUGACAGCACCGAGCGACGGCCCCCCGGCGAGGAAUCCCAAGCCAACGUCGGCGCUCCACCCGGACAGGGUACCGCUCCUGACGCGCGUAUCACCGGCGACGCGGCAGUCGCCGCCGGUGUACGCGUCGACGCAGCGGCCGCUGGCGCUGGCGCGCCUGUCGGGCGGGGUGCGACGCCUGCCGACGCUGGACGAGUGCAACGGCGUGCCGUUCCUGCGGCUGCGCAGGCCGCAGCCGCCGGGACUGAGCCGGGUGCUGCGGCAGAAGGCGAUGAAGCGGCAGGCGCGCACGACCAAGGUCAUCCGGCUGAUGGAGGUGGAUGCGCGGGAGGCGAAGUGGGAGGACGGGUGGGAGCGGAGUGUCGGGGGCCUGUUGGGCGGCGGGGGGGAGGGAGAGGUGGACAAGAAGGGGGGACGUGGGGAUCGUGAGGGGACGUUUGGCGAGUCGGUGCAGAGGAGCGUCACGUAUGUUUCUGGAGCGCUGGAUGCGGAGCGCGUGGAUAUGAUUGCCCGCGGCAAGGCGAUGUGGAAGAUUGUGGAGGCGGAGCGGGCAUUGGCUAAGGAGGAGAGGCGGCAGUUAAGGGAGGCCAAGAGGAGAGCCAAGGAAGCGCAAGCUGAGGGCUCUGAAGACGUCUAG